This is a messenger RNA of Macrosteles quadrilineatus (aster leafhopper), 1441 nucleotides long. RefSeq lists its product as uncharacterized. The transcript is spliced from 8 exons. Lineage: Eukaryota; Metazoa; Arthropoda; Insecta; Hemiptera; Cicadellidae. The coding region runs from base 182 to 1441 and encodes 419 amino acids. The record is from RefSeq and is a predicted model, not a curated record.
AUGUAUAAAAGAGAAGAUAUGGGCGAUACAAAACACGUGACCGGGAAUCCCAAAAGACAUUUUAGUUUAGCAACAGGGUAAAUCAAAUCACCGUUAAACUAAAAUGAAUUCUAUAAAGUAGUACAUUUUGUACUCCUUGCUAUCUACGGUAAUACAUGUAGUGUUUAAAAAAUAUACAAUCAUGUCCAGUGAUGUGAAACAAGUGGCAGAUGAUAGCGUGGACUCCUCUUCUUCUGCUUCGAUGACAGGAAACAAUAACAACAACAAGAGUAAGAACAACAAUAACAACAACGUGUUGAAGAUGGGCCCGCUGUUCCUUACACAAUCAGCUGAGCUGUACUACAAGCAACUGAUAGCAGCAAACGUAGCGGCGUUGACCAAACCGCGCCUAGCGGCCACUGUCAGAACUACCUUGAAUAGGACGUUAGAUCAGAAGGCCGCCUUCGUGUGGGAGGGCGCGGGAGGCCAGCACGGCGGCGGCGGUAGUGCCGGGGUGUCCGGGGCCCACGGCAAGUGUGGAGGGCCCGCGGGAGGCCAGGGACAGGGCAACCUCGUCCACUGGAUGUCCGUCAUGGCUGAGCACAUGAACAACGUGGGCACCAACCAUCACGAUGGCAUCCACUACAUGGCGUGGAACGGAGGAGUGGAGCAAUGUGGACCCCACGCCAAGGACAUGGAUUACUCCUGGGGAAGACAGUCCAUGGCCAAACAAGGAUACGAGGCGAAGAUGUCGACGGACCAACAAACGAACCAUGGGGUGGACGAUGGACGGAUGGAUCCUCCUGGAGGCCUGGGAGGGUUGUAUGGAGGCGCCGCCCGCUCCCACAGUUCCAGCAGUUCCUCGGCCUCGCCUCCCCACGGGGCAGCGACCCUCAUCGUCCCUCACCCCCUGGCUGCCAAGGGCCCUGACCAGCACCACGUGGUCACCCACAACGGCUCCGGCAGGAAGUACCAGUGCAAGAUGUGCCCCACGAUGGCGGGCAGUCACCCCCACCACCACUCCGCGCACACGCACAACCACGCGCACUCUAUGUACAACCAUGAGAAGAUGCAGAGGCCUUUGCUCAACUCCCAAGGAAAAGACAACGUAGUAGCCGACUGUCUCUCUCGCAUGUUCGAGGAAGGCCCACCCUCAAUCACAUCACCCGUAGCUUGUCCACCCCCAAUCACAUCACCCGUAGCUUGUUCACCCACAUCAGAUCACCCACAUCAAAUCAAUGUUUUAUUUAAAAUACCAGACGCUUUUAAAGAUAUUAGGGAACAUCAGUCAGAAGACACAGUUACACAACAAAUCAUUAAGUCAUUGAAAGGAAAAAAACCACCACCAAACUAUUCAAUGGUAGACAACCGCAGUUCAGGGGCUAAUGACCGUGGGGAAGAGCGGAUUGUUCCCCUCAACCUACUUCGAAAUAGUUUGAGGAUACACGCUCACCAACACUAA